AUGUACGUUACUCCAACCAUCCUACUCGCCUUCGCGGCCACUACUCUAGCCACCCCUCUCACUGUAGAAGAAACGUUCACUGACAGCUUCAACGCUACCCUCAUCCCCCGCAAAAACCUCAACGCCUGUCUCGCCAACGAGAAACACAACUUACAAGACAGCGUCUACUUGGAUGUCAUGAAUCAAUUCUGCGAUAAUCACACACCCACAGAGAUUGUCGCGGACACACCACUCGUCUUUACCUACGACGUCACCGCCUACGACGACAAGCCCAUCCGCUGGAUCUUCAAAGUCAGCAUCGAUUCCACCUUCAGAGUCGGCAUCGAUCCUGGUUCAGGACGCGAUACAACGAAGUAUGCCUUUACGAUGACUAACCAGCUUUGCAAGGACAGAUUCAAGGGAUUUCUGCAGGGAGAAGGUGGCGGCAUGCCCAAGGUGUACUCGCCUUUAUACAAAGACCCUGCGUACCGAAUCUCCGACCGAGCUUCCAGUGACAGUCCAUUUACAUUUCCUGCCCGUCCACCCACCGUCCACGCGAAUACCCUUUGGUCUACUCGAAACGGUCUACACUCAACUAUGGCAUCUGAAGCAGUCGCCAGCUCGGCCACUGAGGGUCUCACCCCAGCCCAGAAGCUCAUGCAAGAACAUGCCGACCACCAUGUCACCGUCGAGGACGUUGUCGACGAGGAGGAUAUCGCCCAUCCUCCUGCCGCCGCCAAGUCUGCCGACGAUGGCUCUACUCCUCUCAGUGAGAAGGCUGCUGGCAAGCAAAAGGCCGAUGCCGCUCCUGCUGCCCCGAAGAAGCCGGCCCUGAACACUUCGUCUGAGGAGGCCUUUCCAGCCCUCGGCCCCGUCAAACCUCGCGCUCAAGCUGCUGUCGCGCCUACCUGGGGCAAGAAGCCUGCCUCUGUUACCUCCAACGGCGUCAAUGGCAGUGCCGCCAGCAAUGGCACGUCCACCCCGAUCGCCAUUGGCCGUGGCCCCGCCCUCCCGUCUAUGAACAUCCCCGGCAAGCACACGGAGCGCAUCUCUCUCGCUACUCACCAGGUCGCUAGCCGCGCUGAGCUGAAGAAGCCCAUCAACGAAAUUGUCCGCGACAUCAACAGGCGUUCCAAGGCUAAGCUCGAGUACAAGCAGGCACCAGGAGGUCUCGUCUUCGAGGCCACCGGUCCGGUUGAAGCUGUCCGCCAGGCUCUCAAGGAAGUCGCCAAUGAGGUUGGCUCCAAGCAAUCCGUCGAUGUCCCUGUCCCUGCCUCUGUCCGCGCCCACAUCAUCGGUCGCCAAGGUUCCAAGAUCCAGGAAAUCAGCAAGCGCACCGGUGCCCGCAUCAACGUCCCCAAGCCCGAAGCGGGUGAGGAUGAGGAUACCAUUAUCAACGUGCACAUCGAGGGCAAUGCUUUGACGGCUGAGAUGGCUCGUCGCGAGAUUGAUGCUAUUGUCAACGAACGCACCUCGACUGUCAACCUCCGCCUCAAGGACAUCCCUGCCGAGUUCUAUCCUUUCCUCGCAGGCCCGAACAACGUUCAUACUGAUAGGCUUGUGCAGGGUCGUGACGUGAACAUCCAGAUCCCAACCUACCACACCUGGCAGUCGCAGGCUCCCCCUCAGGCCUCCCGAGGCCAACCCGUUCCUUUUGCUCCCCAGGCCAACUUCCCCAUUCAGAUCUCUGGUGACCGCGCCGCUGCCCAGGAGCUACAGGCUGAACUCGAACGCCGUGCUCAGCAGCUCCGCCAGCAAUUGGCUAUUGAGCAGCGAUCCAUCGAGCGUGGUAGGCACCAGUUCAUCGUCGGUGACCGGGGCCACUCUCUCCAUGACUUCUUGGAGGAGACUGGCUGCAGCAUCGUCAUGCCUCCUAGCUCGGAUGAUAGCGAGACUGUCUAUAUUGUUGGCCCACCCAAUAAGAUUGAGCAGGGUAUUAACAAACUCGAGGACCUCGCCGCCAGCAUGACCAUGGCCACUGCUGACGCUGCUCGCGAGCACAGGGGUCCUAAUGCUCAAGCACAUGCACACAACAUCACCCGCUACUUACGUCAACGCAAGGCUUUGGCUGACCUUGAGCGCAAGCACGAGGCCAGUAUCGUCGUUCCCACUGACCGCGACGCCCCCACUGGCUGGGAGAUUUAUGCGCGUGACGGCAAGAACAGCAUGAAGGCUCGUGGAGACAUCAUGAGUGUCUUUGCGUCUCACCCUCCCAGCAGGUUUGCUACCAUGAACGUAGAUCCUUUCUACCACCAGUUCCUGCGCCAGCGUAACGCACCAAAGGUUCGACAGGACCACGGUGUGCACAUUGUCUUCCCCGACGAGUCUGAGCAAUCACCAGAAUUAGUCCUCGUUUACGAAGGCCAGACUCCAUAUGAGGAAUAUGCUAUUCCGCGCGGCGCACCCUCUCCAGCUGAGAUCAAAGCAUACCAGCAAGGUCUGCGCGACGCUCAGCAAUACAUCCUUGGCCUGACCAAGGACCAACCACAAAUCGAAGCCCGUGGUCUUGAGUCCAACCCCAAGUUCCAUCGCAAGAUUGAGCAGUUUGUCAACGACUCACAAAAGGGACUUACUCCUGACCAAGUCCCUGUCCAGGCUUUGUUCGGCCAACGACGGCCUGAGGCCCACAGCCAGUCCAAUAACAGCUUUGCCAUUCGUGGACCUGCGAGCGCGGUUGACGAGCUCAACGCUAAGAUUCUUGCUUUCAUUGAGCAAGCUGAGAAGGAUGAGCUUGAGCGCAACCAUGUCACCGCCUUCGACUACCCACAAAAGUAUGCAAGCCAUCUUGUUGGCAAGGGUGGAGAGAACAUUCAGCGUCUGCGCCAAAAGUACGAUGUCGAUGUUCAGAUCAACGAUGGCAAGGUUGAGCUCAAGGGACCUUCUGCCAAGGCCCAACAAUGCAAGAAGGAUAUCCUUGACAUGGCUAAGAAGCUUGAGGACGAGGCUACUCACAUCCUAAAGGUCAAGCCCCAAUACCACCGUGACCUCAUCGGCAGCGGUGGUAAACAAGUUGAGCGUCUUCAGGACCGUUACAGUGUGCGCAUCAACUUCCCCCGACGAGCGCAAAACGAUGACGAGGCUGGUGAAGCAUCGUCACAGAAGAACGUUCGUAGUGGUCAGAACCAGGAUGAGGUCAUCAUCCGCGGACCCAGGAAGGGUGCUGACGAGGCUCGUGAUGAGGUGCUCAGUCUGCUGCAGUACCUCAUGGACAACUCACAUACCGACACUGUCUCGGUUGCGCAGAGCAACAUCCCGCGACUGAUUGGAUCAGGUGGUCGCGAGAUGGAGAACCUCCGCUUGGAGACCGGCUGCCAGAUUGAUGUUCCUGGCGCCCGUGAGGGCGCUGAUCCUUCUGGUCGCGCAGAGAUCAAGCUCAAGGGUACCAAGAAGGCUGUUGAAGAGGCAAAGAAGAUCCUCCAACAGCGUGCUCGGGAAUUUGAUGACACUGUUGUUGAGACUCUUGACGUGGACAGGAAGCACCACAGGAACCUCAUUGGAGGCAGCGGCGCAAACAUUCGCUCCAUUGUUACUUCAGCCGGCGGACCAGACAACUCUCGUGAUUUGGCCCGUAUGGUGCGAUUCCCUCGCGCAGAGUCAGAUGAAUCGACUAUCCGCGUAGAAGGCCCUAAGACUGUGGUCGAGAAGAUCAUUGCUGCAUUGAAGGCACAGGCGGCCUCGUUGGAGAACCAGACUAGCGAGACCAUUGAGAUCUCUCCAGACAAGCACCGUCUGCUCAUCGGUCGUGGUGGCGAGACACGUCGCUCUCUUGAAUCGCAGCUCAACAUCCAGUUGGAUAUCCCCAAGCAGACAACGACUGGCGCAGCCCGUAGUCAGGUCAAGAUUACUGGUGAGCCUGCCGCUGUCGAGAAGGCCAAGGAGCACAUUCUCGAGCUCGUUAAGGGCCAGGAAGGCGAGACUAUCCAGGUCCCACGAUACCUCCACCACACCAUCUCAGACAACGGCCAGUUCUUCCGUCAACUCCGCAACCAGCUCAAGGUUACUGUCGACCAUGGCAGUGAACAGCUUCCUCCCAAGCCUGCGCAGACCGAAGCUGGAAAGGCUAGGAAGGGUGCCAACGGCGCUCUGCCUUUGAUCACCGACGAUGCUACCUCAGGAGCCGAUGAGCACUCAUGGGAGAUUGUCGACAACAAUGCACCUGAGGAGGGUGCCGAUCUUACGGCUACCAUCCCCUGGAUCCUACGCGGUCCUACUGAGAGCUUGUCCAAGGCCCGCCAGAGGCUUGAGCAGGCCAUUGAGGCUGCUUCCAAGCCUUCCUCUACUGGUUACCUCAUCCUGCCCGACCCUCGAAGCUACAGGCUCGUUGUCGGACCUGGAGGUGCCACCAUCAACGAUCUUCGCAAGAAGACGGGUACCAAGAUCCAAGUCCCCCGUGACCAGGCCAAGGAUGAGGCCAUUGAGAUUGUCGGUACCAAAGACGGUUGCGAGGAGGCUCGCAAGCUGAUCCUCGACAUUGUCUCCAAGGGUGGUAACGGUGGCCGCCGAGACCGCUCUUAA
Pyrenophora tritici-repentis Pt-1C-BFP is the source of this 4494-nucleotide messenger RNA. Its product is annotated as RNA binding effector protein Scp160. The record is from RefSeq and is a predicted model, not a curated record. Lineage: Eukaryota; Fungi; Ascomycota; Dothideomycetes; Pleosporales; Pleosporaceae. Gene Ontology annotation, molecular function: RNA binding.